AUGACUGAGAGAAAUAGUAUGCUGGUCUUUUUGGCUGCGAUGGUUCUUUGUGCUGGUAGUUGUUAUGGUGUUGGUAUUGCUUACAAAGUUGGCGGCCCUGAUGGUUGGACGAUAGGAGUUGACUACAACCAGUGGUCUUCUUUGAAAGAGUUUCACGUUGGCGAUACUUUUUUGUUUUCUUACAAUCCUUACCAUAAUGUGUUUGAAGUUACGAAGCGAGAUUACGAAUCUUGCGACCCUCGCUCUCCCAUCGCAGCUUAUAGUUCCGGCUCAGAUAUAAUCACGCUUGAAAAACCCGGCCACUAUUACUUUCUUUGUGGUGUUCCUCAUCAUUGUGAAGCCGGACAGAAGGUCGAGGUUGUGGUCAGCAACCUUCCUACACCAGCUAAAAGUCUGGUCAUCUCUCCGAGCCCGGCACCUUCUAGAUUGUCUUCUCCUUCAUCAACUCCGAGCCAGGCACCUUCUGGAUUGUCUACUCCAUCAACUCCGAGCCCCUCACCUUUUAAAUUGUCAACUCCAUCAACUCCGAGCCCUACACCUUCUGCAUUGUCUUCUACUGUUUACAAAGUCGGCGGACCAGGUGGUUGGAUAAUAGGAGUCGAUUACAAUCAAUGGUCAUCACCAAAAGAGUUUCAUGUAGGCGAUACUCUUUUGUUUUCUUACAAUAGCUACCACAAUGUGAUGGAAGUUACCGAGCAAGGUUUCAAAUCCUGCAACUCCAGCUCUCCAAUUGCAGCUUACAGUUCCGGCUCAGAUUAUAUCACGCUUGAAAGGCCUGGUCACUAUUACUUUCUUUGUGGUGUUCCUCAUCAUUGUGAAGCCGGACAGAAGGUCGAGGUUGUUGUCAGCCUUCCCACAACUGACGAUCAUGUCUCCUUUCCGAGCCUGGCACCUUAUGGAUUGUCUACUCCAUCAACUCCAAGCCAUGCACCUUCUCCUUCAACUUCUCAUCCUCAAGAGAGGCUACCACUUUCAGCGGCUAUGACGACCAUUAAUGCUCCAAAGCUUGCCUUGGGUCAGUUGGGCGUUUUCGUUUUUGUGCUAACUUUUUUCUAG
Molecule: messenger RNA, 1056 nt
Organism: Fragaria vesca subsp. vesca
Lineage: Eukaryota; Viridiplantae; Streptophyta; Magnoliopsida; Rosales; Rosaceae
Exons: 1
Coding region: 1-1056 (351 amino acids)
Cellular component (GO): plasma membrane
Molecular function (GO): electron transfer activity
Source: RefSeq, a predicted model, not a curated record